Messenger RNA from Talaromyces rugulosus, 1557 nucleotides. RefSeq lists its product as uncharacterized. Lineage: Eukaryota; Fungi; Ascomycota; Eurotiomycetes; Eurotiales; Trichocomaceae. The record is from RefSeq and is a predicted model, not a curated record. The transcript is spliced from 2 exons. Gene Ontology annotation, molecular function: zinc ion binding; DNA-binding transcription factor activity, RNA polymerase II-specific. Gene Ontology annotation, biological process: regulation of DNA-templated transcription. The coding region runs from base 1 to 1557 and encodes 518 amino acids.
AUGCCGCAGAAGGGAUACCCCAAAGUACGGACGGGAUGUCUAACUUGCAAAAAGCGCAAGGUCAAAUGCGAUGAGGCCCGCCCUUACUGCAACCGGUGUAUUGCCACUAGCAGAAAGUGUGAUGGCUAUAGCUAUGCGCCAUCAAGCCAUGGUUCCAAAUAUUCUUGGGAGCAGCUUCUUGCACCACGCAUACAGUUUGCCCUUGGAGCCCCAGGAGCCAGCUCGACAUCUACAGAUGGACGCGCCAUGGCUUAUUUUCAUGCUACCGUGGCUAAAACUUUUUCUCGCAUGCUUGGUGGCACAAAUUGGGCACCCCGCUUGUCUCAAAUGGCUCAAAGUGAACCCGCAGUUCAACAUGCUGCACUCGCCAUAAGUGCUAUGUAUGAACAGCGUUACGAGAAACCUCUAGGAAAUUUUCAAUGGCCAGGCGAAAGCAAGUCGGCGAUUCAGCAUUAUAAUGCUGCAAUUCGAUGCAUAAUUGCCAAGCAUCAAUCAUACUCACUUGAUACCCUUUUGCUAGUGUGUGCCAUGUUUGUAUGCAUUGAGUUUCUUCGAGGCGAUGCAGGCACAGCUAUCAGUCACAUUCGGUCUGGCAUCUUAAUUCUCAAAUCACAACAAGUGGAAUCUGAGUUAGGCUCUAUAUUUUACCACUGGUAUGCUUUGCCUUUUGUCUUUGGCAUCGGAACCAUUUCUUUUCCACUCAUCCAGCGCCCAAAGUAUUUAACAAAUGCGUCUUUCAAGGCCCUUACCCAAGCUCAAGAGAUCAUAGAUCGGUUAGCAAUCCGUGCACUGCAUUUAGGCCAAGCAGGAGAUGGCUACCGCCUUGGUGCAGCGUCCGACGCUCAAGUCUCUCCUAUGCUCAGUCAUGAACAGCAUCAACUCCAGGUCGCACUGCAUAUCUGGUGGCUCUCAUUUUCACACCUUCAACAAAGCUCGGAAUUGUCUACAGGGACCGACAUCAGAAUCCCUCUUCUCGAAAUGCAGUGGCUUGUAUGGAAAGUCUAUAUCAGCAGUUGUCUUAGCUUACGCGAAACUAUAUACGAUACCUAUAUGGACUACUUCCAACGGAUUCUUCAGAAUGCCACCGCCUUAGGACCCUGCAAAAAAAAAGGAGGAUUUACAGCACAACCUGUAUUUGAUAUUGGAAUGGGUUACUUUACCUCGGUCUACUUCGUCGUCGUUAGUUGCCGACAUCUGAAGAUGCGGCUUACGGCACUCCAAAUGUUAAAAGUUUCAUCACAAUCUAAAGAGAUGAUGUGGGACAUGGCUAUCUUUUACGCUGUAGGAAAACGUUUGAUUGAGAUUGAGCAUGGUAUCACACUUACUGGCGAGGCUAUGAAAGAAAUAUGCCAGAGCAUUGAUCCUCCAGAAUUUCCACCAGACUCGCAGCGCAUUAGGGGGUACUUUAUCGAGCCAGGUGCUACACAGAAGGCGAAUGGAGAUCGUCAGGAUGAUAGACGACAGAUGCUCGAGCACAAGGUUCGGUUUAUAAUGCGGGAUGUGGAGAAUAGUAAAACAUCAGAACAUAUCUGUCGAAUCUCAGUUGCUAGAGCUUAG